AUGCCGCAAAACGCAUACCCCGCACCGCUGGUCAUCCCGCCUUUCCAUAACGACCAUACACAUACCAUCAUUGCACUUCAUGGAAGAGGGAGUAAUGCUGAGCGGUUUGGUCACGAGAUUAUGGCAUCAGCUGAUCUGCAAUCUCGACUCCCAACUGUGAAAUUCGUUUUUCCAACGGCCUCUAAACGUCGAUCGACAAUACUCAAGAGGGUUCCAAUAAAUCAGUGGUAUUACAACUAUUCGCUUGAUGACCCUGUCGAGAGAACGAAACUACAGAUUGACGGCCUUUGUGAGACUGCUGAGUUUAUUCGCGACUUGAUCACAAAGGAAGCGCACAUUCUGGGCGAGGGAGGCUACCGCAAUAUCAUUUUGUGGGGCCUAAGCCAAGGCUGUGCUGCCGGAAUCUUCACGGUUUUGGGUGGCUGGUAUGACAUGAGUGAAGCCAACACCCUUGGGGAAUUUGUUGGGAUGAGCGGGUGGCUGCCGUUUGAGCAGCAUCUGCGUGAGAUUCUUCGAUGUGAUGACAAACCGGAACUGGCCGACAUUAGCGAUAUCAAAACGCAGUCAGGCACUCAUGAUGCAUAUUAUCAUGACGCGAGUGAAGGGGAUAUGGCCAGUGAUGAAGAUUCGGAAAGAGACGAUUUUCUUAGGUUUGAGUUAGAAGAUGAUCCAUUUCAGCGACCUGGCCAAGUUCAUGAUGACUUCAAUCCAUUUAUGGAGGACACAGAAGUGAAAGUCCCUGUGCCUAUCCAAGCUAUUGACUACAUCCGGGAUAUCCGUGAUCUUCCUAUGCUCGCCAAAGAUGAAGAGCCACAAUCGCCAUCUAAUCUGUGUCAACUUCAAACACCAGUGUUUAUUGGCCACGGCUCAAAAAUCUUAAGGUUUCCGUGCGCCUUGGUGAGAAAAUGUCUCGAGUCCUUUCUAUUGGGCUGGGAAUGA
This is a messenger RNA of Penicillium longicatenatum, 939 nucleotides long. RefSeq names its product Phospholipase/carboxylesterase/thioesterase. The transcript has a single exon. Gene Ontology annotation, molecular function: palmitoyl-(protein) hydrolase activity; carboxylic ester hydrolase activity. Bases 1 to 939 code for a protein of 312 amino acids. Lineage: Eukaryota; Fungi; Ascomycota; Eurotiomycetes; Eurotiales; Aspergillaceae. The record is from RefSeq and is a predicted model, not a curated record. Gene Ontology annotation, biological process: protein depalmitoylation. Gene Ontology annotation, cellular component: cytoplasm.